AAACACCUUGAUCUGUCUCGGAAUGCGCUUGGAGGUGGCUUCCCUAGAUGUCUUGGUAACAGUAGUAAUUUGAAGUUAUUGCUACUGUCUUCCAACAAUCUAGACGGGCAGCUUCCUGAGAUAAUGAAUAACUUGUCAUGCGUGUCACAUUCUCUCGAGUAUCUGAACUUAGAAGAGAAUCACAUUGGUGGUUCACUGACUGAUAUUGUAGCUAAGUUUGCAUCUUUGAGAGAGCUGAGGCUUGGACGUAAUAAGUUGAAUGAAUCCAUCCCGGGAGCUGUUGGAAAACUACCAAGUCUUGUUCUUUUGGAUUUAUCUUGGAACAAAAUCACGGGAUCAGUGCCUGAUCUUUUUCUGUUAUCGUCGUUGAGGGAAUUAUAUCUUUCUCAUAAUCAGUUAACUGGUGUAACGGAGAGUAUUGGACGUCUUUCCAAACUUGAGAAGUUGUACCUUGACUUCAAUCAGCUUGAAGGCACAAUAGCUGAAGCUCAUUUGUCCAAGCUCUUGAAAUUACGUGAGCUGGACCUCUCUUAUAACACUCAACUACAUAUUCGAGUCAGUUCAGAUUGGAUCCCGCCUUUUCAGCUGGAUCUCAUUCGUUUUACCCACUGCAAAUUGGGUCCUCAAUUCCCAAACUGGCUGCGGAAUCAGAACAACAUUUCCGAGCUUGAAUUUUCAGCCUCUGGAAUUUCAGGUAACGUUCCUAGUUGGUUCUGGGAACAGUUACCUGGAUUGACCUUCUUAAACCUUUCUUACAAUGAUAUAGGAGGAAAUGUACCAGAUCUCUCAAAGAAGAUGACUGAUCUUCUUUGCAUAGAUUUGGCUACAAACAAAUUCACCGGUCCAGUACCACGUUUUCCUACCAGUGUUAUAACAGUUGAUCUCUCCAACAACAUGUUUUCCGGUACCAUCUCCUUCAUUUGUGACAAUUUUGAUUACUUGGGAUAUCUUGACCUCUCAGACAACAGAUUGUCUGGAGAGCUUCCUCACUGCUGGACGCUUAGAAGUAUCGUGCAUCUUAACUUAGGGACUAAUAACUUCUUCGGGGAGAUACCUGAUUCGAUAGGCUCAUUGCAGACGAUGGGAAUGCUGCAUCUUCAAAACAAUCAUUUGACAGGAGAACUACCUCAGUCCCUGGCAAAUUGCAAGAAGUUAAGGGUUAUAAACGUUCAGUCUAAUAACUUGUCUGGUGAAAUUCCAGAAUGGAUUGGGAGUAACAUAUCUGAUAUCAUUAUUGUUAUCUUAAAAUCCAACAGGUUUAGUGGAAGCAUACCUUCAACCAUAUGCCAGCUAAAAGAACUUCAAAUCUUGGACUUAUCUGAAAAUAAGAUAUCCGGGAUCAUACCAAAAUGUAUCAACAACCUCACUGCAAUGACGGAAGAAGAGAGCACAAUGCACCAAAUAAAGAGUUGGUAUUUUCAGGUCGAUGAUCAAGGUGAAGUCAAAGUAAAUGCCUCAUACGAUGAGACUGCAGUUUUGAUGUGGAAGGGACGACAAUUUGAAUACAGCAGCAUACUUGGUAUGGUGAAGAGCAUCGAUCUUUCAAGCAACAACAUGGUGGGAGAAAUCCCGGUUGUAAUUACAUCUCUUGUAGGUUUGCACGGUUUGAACCUGUCGAGCAACAACUUAACCGGCAGCAUCCCUCUGAGGAUUGGUGAAAUGAGGGCACUAAAUUUCCUUGACUUAAGCAUAAAUGAUCUUACAGGGGAAAUUCCAGCUAGCCUUUCACAGUUAAGUCACCUGGGAGUCUUGAACUUGUCAUACAACAACUUGUCUGGUCGAAUACCUCUAGGCGAACACUCACUGACUUUCAACAACAGAUCCUACAUUGGAAAUCAUGGACUUUGCGGCUAUCCACUAACAGACACUUGCUCUCUGGAGGAACUGCCUCGAGAUUCAACGUUGAGUGAUGAGGAUGAGUUUAUAACUCCAGAAUUUUAUGUUAGUAUGGGAAUCAGCUUUAUUUCUGCAUUUUUGGGAGUUUCAGCUCUGAUCUUAAAUAGAAGGUGGACUUAUGGUCCACUCAGGUACUAGGAAAUCAAUAAUGUAACAUCACACAGUUAAAUGCAGCUUUACUUACAUACCAAUUUGUUAAGGGCACAUACAACAACCUUUUUUAUUGCAGAUUUAAGUAUAAUAAUGAGCUCAUCUUCAAUCCCCUUCAA
This is a messenger RNA of Solanum tuberosum (potato), 2165 nucleotides long. RefSeq names its product receptor-like protein 12. The annotation marks the transcript as partial. Gene Ontology annotation, molecular function: protein binding. The record is from RefSeq and is a predicted model, not a curated record. The transcript has a single exon. Lineage: Eukaryota; Viridiplantae; Streptophyta; Magnoliopsida; Solanales; Solanaceae.